UGAUACAACAAAUCAAAGGGGUGUGUAAGAAAAUAGUUUCGUGUAAUGGAUCAGGAGGAGCAAGAUAGAGCUUUGCCUAUUGCAAAUGUGGGUCGAAUCAUGAAGCAAAUUCUUCCUCCUAGUGCAAAGAUCUCCAAAGAAGGGAAACAACUAAUGCAAGAGUGUGUGACAGAGUUCAUAAGUUUUGUGACAAGUGAGGCAUCUGACAAGUGUCACAAGGAGAAUCGCAAGACCGUAAAUGGGGAUGACAUCUGUUGGGCUCUAAGUUCAUUAGGGUUUGACAACUAUGCUGAGGCCAUAGGAAGGUACUUGCAUAAAUACAGGCAAGCUGAAAGGGAGAAAAUCAAUCAGCACAAGCUUCAACCAAAUACCACCAAAUUACAAAACUAUGAUGAAUCAGCCUCAAAAACUGAUAACCAAUCUAGGGUUACUGACAAGGUUGAAAACCCUCUUACUACAAAUCAAUCUGGAUGAAUACAUAGCUCUUGUGUCUUUCUGAAGAUUGAACAAGGUGAUGACAAGAAGAACUACACUUCUAAUUUUCUUGGAUAUGAUUGUGAGGUAAUUUUGCAACUAUACAUCUGGUCAAAAAAGGGAACUUCCCCUUCUAUCUUCUUUUAAAUAGUGUAUCACUAUCCAUAUCACCACUGUAUUCAGCUUCUGUAAUGUUGUAUAUUAUAUGAGUAUUGAGAAUAGUGUCUCUGAAUUUUCAACGAUAAUCAUUAAUAAAAAUGAUCUGAUUCAUCUGGGCAUGGUCAGUUUAUGGAAGGUGUUUGCUUCGAAAUGAAAUCUUGCCUCUUGGGCUGAUUAUUAGUCCGCAUGAGGUUAUUGUGAAGAUUAUGGAACUGCAGAUUUCUAAGAUCCUUAUCAAAACAAGAUUGUCAUGUUCAAACUUAUAUAUAUUGGGUUGAUGACUUUAGCUUCUAGCUAGAUCCAGCUUAUAUAUAUUGUUAGC
Molecule: messenger RNA, 955 nt
Organism: Cajanus cajan (pigeon pea)
Lineage: Eukaryota; Viridiplantae; Streptophyta; Magnoliopsida; Fabales; Fabaceae
Gene: NF-YB4
Product: nuclear factor Y, subunit B4
Biological process (GO): regulation of transcription by RNA polymerase II
Cellular component (GO): CCAAT-binding factor complex; nucleus
Molecular function (GO): protein heterodimerization activity; DNA-binding transcription activator activity, RNA polymerase II-specific; RNA polymerase II cis-regulatory region sequence-specific DNA binding
Source: RefSeq, a predicted model, not a curated record